Solea senegalensis (Senegalese sole) is the source of this 2656-nucleotide messenger RNA. RefSeq names its product chemokine-like protein TAFA-1. Gene Ontology annotation, molecular function: receptor ligand activity. The record is from RefSeq and is a predicted model, not a curated record. The transcript has 5 exons. NCBI's taxonomy places the organism in Eukaryota, Metazoa, Chordata, Actinopteri, Pleuronectiformes, Soleidae. Gene Ontology annotation, biological process: regulation of neuroblast proliferation; neuroblast differentiation. The coding region runs from base 1296 to 1736 and encodes 146 amino acids.
UUUAUUCUUUAUGCUAAAAUGAUUUAAUGUCAGGAGAUGUGUGCAUUUAUAAGAGCAAAUCUAUUCUAAUCUGCACGCAUAGAUAAACAAAUAACCAUUGGCAUUUUGACAUAUUGUUCAGACAACCAAAGUGCAUGUUUAUUUGAUCUCAUUUCAUGCUAUGAUUUCAUAUUCAUCAUACUAAGACUUGUAGUUUAAUUAGAUGUUAUAUUAAUAUUGCCACAAAAACAAUAUGUGUAUGGAAGGAAAGGGACUGCAAGGUAUGUUACACGAGUACAAACUGUACAAUGUGCAAUUUAUCAUUAUUAUUAUUUCUUAUGUAGGAACAUCAAUGUGUGAUAUUUAUGCAAUAUUUGAGUCUCAGGUUUUUAUUAAAGUUAUUCUUCAACGUCAUCAUUAAAUCAUACCCUAUAAACUAUAUCCCAUAAAUGUUAUAAAUAGGAUAUGAAUUGAAUGAAUUAAUCAGAUGAUUAAUAAUGUAACGCCUGUUGUCAGAGACAGUAGUGAAACAAUUUCAGGGCUGAAACAUUUUGUAUUUUCUCCUCCACAGCCUCGCGUCUCCUAUGACCAAGAGCGUUCCUCGUCGUUCUACUUUCUUUUUCUUCUUCUUCUUCUUUUUUUUAACUUAUCUAAACAGCAUGGUGAAACAUUACAGGGGCUUUUGAUUCGUCUUACUUGCUGUGUCACUGUCACAUUAUUCUGACAGAUACAGAAAAGCCUUGGCAGCCAGCUGCUUGCAAAAUAAAAAAAAAAAAUCCUAUCUUUCUUUAAGUUAGAUUUUUCAGUUUUGAGGCAGGAGCACAGCUCAGGAUUUUGAAGGGAGUCAGCCUGUCAGGGGAAAUCUCUGCUGCAUGGGGGGAAAAACUCCCCAGGGAUCACUCCACAUUUGCAGCGCGGUGGCUUUGGGACAAGACAGGGCAAACUAGGAAGAUGAAACAGUGCAGAGAAGUCAUACUUAUAUAAUCAUUUUCACUUUGUGUGUUUAUUCUUGUACAGCGAAUUCAGUUCAGUUAAAAACUGGCGUUCAGACAAACAAUCCAAACAGACAAAUCAACAAGAAUAAAGCAAUAAAAAAAACAGCCAAAUGUACAGUCAGAACAACGAAGAAGGUGGCAUCUCACUGCAGUGAUUGCAGACAUCAUUUUCCAUUACAUAGUGUUUAUGUGACUGUUUUAAAGUGUGCGAUUGCUAAUGACAAAAUAGACUAAAGUGCUGUCUGUUUGUGUCGGGGUCAGGGGGUUUUUGAGAACAUGAUGUACCUUUGUGUUGACUUCACCUUUGCUGGUCCUUAGCAGAUGUGUCCUGUCAUGUCCUGGCUGCUCUGCCUGAGCCUCUGGGUCAGCAUGACUGCCUUUCAGCUGUGUCAGGCCACGUUUUAUGAAACCAUCCACCACCAUCAUGGGACGAGGCCCGGACGAACCACCAUUCACAUGAUCGAGGGGGGCACAUGUGAAGUAAUUGCCGCUCACAGAUGCUGCAAUAAGAAUCGAAUCGAGGAGCGGUCACAGACGGUCAAGUGUUCUUGUCUGCCGGGGAAGGUGGCCGGAACCACCAGAAACAGACCUUCCUGUGUUGAUGCAUCUAUAGUAAUUGGGAAGUGGUGGUGUGAGAUGGAGCCUUGCCUGGAGGGGGAGGAAUGCAAGACGCUCCCUGACAACUCAGGCUGGAUGUGCUAUGCUGGCAACAAGAUCAAAACCACAAGGAACACGCAGCCAUACACAACAUCGACGUAUUAGCACUUUGAGGGAGAGGAUGCAAGGAAAAUGCCUCUGGUGCAAGGGUUAACUGACAGCACCGACAUAGGACCAAUUACCACAAAAACAAUGAACCUAUUGUUGCUUUAAGAAAUGUGAACACUUCCCAGAUUCGGUGUGAAAAAAAUCCAAGAACAAUGUAGAAUAUAUAAAAGCACAUGCUGCUCGAGGCUUCUGAAAAUUCUGACGCUCCAAGCUGCCUGCGAGGAACUUCAUCCUAACCGUGUAAUGAAUAUAGUGUCAUCAUUUCAUUUUAACUUUGCGAUGGAACGCUGAUAAAUGUCUGCGUGUGGACGAAAGGGUCUGGAUUGCAUCUGAUGUCCCACGUCAGACAUCAGUGAGACACACAACCUGUCAAACAAACAGCAGAGGAAUAAUCAAAGGACAUUGAGUGAGCAAGAAUUGUUGACUGCCCUCAGGAUUUUUCCUUUCUUUUCUUUCAGAAGUCGAACAGUACGAAAAAAAAAAAAUGUACAUACGUUGUUUGUCCUUUUUUGUGUGAACACAAACUCGAUUUAUGGUGGUGUUGAAUAUCGAUCAUGUCAGUCCCCGAAUACAUCCCUCUUCUUACCCACGAAACUCAGCGUGGCCAAACUGGUGAGGUGUGACGCAUCGAGAGGGAAAUGUUUUACAAAUACUGCUCAUGUGUCUUGAUACUGUACAUUUUACCAUGUGUUUGUAUGGUACUGGUUUGCCUAUGCUCGCGUCUUUAACGACAUACCCGGUACCACGUCAGCUCCCCUGAAAAUGGACUGAAUCACCAAAAAUGUGAUAAACGUAGGUUGUUUUUUUUCAAUACUUGAAAUGCCUUAUUCGUGUCAGAUCAUUCACACUAUGAUAUUGUACAUACAUCGAUUGAUAAUGUGCUGAAAAUUUCAUUAUUAAAGGCAUUGUUCCUGUAA